Camelina sativa (false flax) is the source of this 673-nucleotide messenger RNA. Its product is annotated as histone H3.3. NCBI's taxonomy places the organism in Eukaryota, Viridiplantae, Streptophyta, Magnoliopsida, Brassicales, Brassicaceae. Gene Ontology annotation, molecular function: structural constituent of chromatin; DNA binding; protein heterodimerization activity. The record is from RefSeq and is a predicted model, not a curated record. Gene Ontology annotation, cellular component: nucleosome.
UUUACUAAUCUCUCAUCUCCACCAAAGUUCAAAAACACAAUUCAGAGACUUGCGAUUCCUCUCUCUCUCGUUCAUCGUUCUCAGAUCUUUUUUGUUGAAGAAGGAAGCUCAUGGCUCGUACGAAGCAAACCGCGAGAAAAUCACAUGGAGGAAAAGCUCCGAGGAAGCAGCUCGCCACCAAGGCGGCGAGGAAAUCUGCGCCGACCACCGGUGGAGUCAAGAAGCCUCAUCGUUACCGUCCUGGAACCGUCGCUCUUCGUGAGAUUCGUAAGUACCAGAAGAGCACAGAGUUGUUGAUCCGUAAGCUUCCCUUUCAGCGUCUUGUUCGUGAAAUCGCCCAAGAUUUCAAGACGGAUCUGAGAUUCCAGAGCCAUGCUGUGUUGGCACUCCAAGAAGCUGCGGAGGCGUAUUUGGUGGGUUUGUUUGAAGACACUAACCUUUGUGCCAUCCACGCCAAGAGGGUUACGAUUAUGCCUAAAGACAUUCAGCUCGCAAGAAGAAUUCGCGGGGAGCGUGCUUAGAGUUGUGGAAUGGAAUCAAUUAGGGGUUUAUUAUGUUUAGUAUUUUGGAUUCUAUUCUAUCUUUCGUUUUGAUUUGGUGUUGUGCGUUUAACUAAGCUACAAUGUUCUUAUGAGCUUUUUUUCUGAGAUAUUAUGAAUUUGGUUUUUGAUGA